AUGCCGAAGCGAUCCUUGGACGCCAGCAACCUGUCGCCCACGAUGCAGACUGAACGGGCACAGAAGAAGACCGAGAGAUCCCAUGAAGAGAAUCAGGAGCGCGCGUACAUUGCCGCUUCAAGGCGAGCAGACCGCAGUAUCGAAGCUCGUGUCCAGUCAGCCAAAAUGGCAAGCGAGAUCCACAAGAAGCGCACCGGCAAGGGAUUCAAGAUAUCUGAAGCAAUUGUCCAGGCCGAGGAAAUGUACGAAGAGGAAGAGGAUGAUAUGCCCCGGUCCUACCGCAUGCUGGCUGCCCACCUUCAGACUGGUUCCCCAGAGUUCGACUACCGCGUCAACGCCUUUUUGGCUAAUCGGGUGGCCAUGGCGAGCAUGGUUGCUGGGCUUCGUAACGAGGAAUGGGCCCAGAAUCCAAUCAACAAGAUGUUUGCUGAGCAGUUCCCCAACGCCAACAAACAAGCACAGGCUUUGUCACGUAACAUCACCAACUCGAUGUACUCUGUUCCUGGGCAACGCUCAGUGUCGCAGCAGCAAUCCACUCAGCCCGAAAAAACAGUUACGAGUCCCAUGUCACCAACCUUUGCAGCCGUGAACUUUCAGUCUGAGCAACAAAUAUAUCAGCGCCAGAGGACGCAGUCCGUAGCCUCACCGAUGGAUGUGGCCACACCCGUGUUGCGAGAUCAUCCACAGUCUCCGCCAGCAUUGUCUCCGGCAUCGGAUGCUGCUGCCGGUACUCCUUCGACGCGAACCGCAUCGACGUUCCCUUCGCCCAUGACAACUAUUGACCACAGUCUCUUCUCGCCUGAGUCAUUAUUUACCGCCGAGCUGCCUAUGGACGCGAAGAUGAUGGUGCCAAACUUGGACAUGAACGACCCAAUGGCCCAGAUGUUUAUGGGCAACCCUUUGCAGCAACAGAUGUACUUUCCGGACACUCAUUCGCUGGCCGAUCUGAAACAUGAGCAGCAUCAGAAUGAGCUUACGAUUUCCUCGCACGAGUAUUUCAAUGGACAUGUCAACCCUUACGCGUCCCGCUACGACGAACUGAGAAGCGAUGAGGCUACCCCUGGCCCCAAUGCGACCGACAACUGGGACGCCUAUCUUGAUUUCGGCGAGCAGUCCGAUACUGGUGCCAUUGACCCGACAUUGUAA
Molecule: messenger RNA, 1146 nt
Organism: Colletotrichum orchidophilum
Lineage: Eukaryota; Fungi; Ascomycota; Sordariomycetes; Glomerellales; Glomerellaceae
Exons: 2
Coding region: 1-1146 (381 amino acids)
Source: RefSeq, a predicted model, not a curated record